Caenorhabditis angaria is the source of this 6407-nucleotide messenger RNA. Lineage: Eukaryota; Metazoa; Nematoda; Chromadorea; Rhabditida; Rhabditidae. The record is from the annotation of a GenBank genome assembly.
AUGUAUGUAAAUGAAAAUAUGGCUUGGAAUGUGAAUGUAAAUCCAAAUAUGAAUAUAAAUAUGAGACAAGAUGACGAAUUAUCAUUUGAUGAUUCCGAACGAUUUGAGGAGGAUUCGCAAGCGUCGUGGGGUGAAUCAACAGAUGGAAUGAAUCAGAAUUGGCGUGGCUGGAUUGCUUGUCCCUCAUCAGGCGAAGCAAUCCAACCAGGUCUUUCCGGUGUAGUCUAUCAAUAUCAAUAUCCAUCCGGAAGAUAUUCAUCAGCUUCAACUAAUACAAUUGUGCACAAUCAACAACAAUCUAAACGGGUAGAUGGUGGAUUGUUAAGUCUAUGUGAAAUAUCAGCAAGAGUAUGCGCCGAGAAAUGGUCUUUUCAACAACUCGAAGAUAUGUAUCAUUUUAUACGCGCCUCGAGAAGUGAUACAACAACAGGCGGUGCAUCGAUGCCAACAACAAUUCCAGAAAAGAUAUUUUUGAGCUUCAUUGUUCAUUGUUUUCCCCAAUCAACUGAUGAAAUUCGAAUGUAUAGUACAUUAGCAAAUGGAACUUGCGAGCAAUUCAAUUGUGGAAACAGUUUAUAUCAAUUAGGCGCAGUUAAAGAUGUCUCUCAAACUGGAUUUUUAUUAUCUGCGAAUGUUUUAAACACUACUAUUGCUGAUCUGAAUCUAACGAAUCCUUUGAGCUACGAUCUUUCAAAACCUGCACCACCUAAGGAAAAAGAAACCUAUCAUGUAACUGUAAAAGUUGAUCGUUGUCGAAUUGUUGAAUGCACUUGCGAAUGUUCGUGUAGAUCAAGUUGGUGUCAACAUGUCGUGGCGCUGUGUAUUCAUCGGAUUCAUCAGAGACAUUCAAUCAAGUUUAAGUAAGUCUCCAGAUUUUUUUGAAAUAUCUAUAUAUAUAUAUAAAUGGAUUUUAAGUCAAAAGCUUAUGUCAUAUUUUAUCAAAUAUAUCUAGUGAAAUUAUAUUUAUUUUUAGCGAAACUAUCGCUGAUGCUAUCAACUCGAUGAGCGAUUCUGAGCUUCGAAAACUUGUCCAAUGGCACAUCAACGAUAUUCCAAGAAAAUGUAUUCCUGGAUUUCAAAACCUCAUUGAUCAAAUCAAAGAUCCGAAUUCGGAAAUUAAUCAGAUCGGCGGGGCGCCUGAUCCAACAGAUGGUGGACAUGAACCGGUUUCGAGAUUUGAUUUUCCGGAAAUUGAAGAUAAAGUUCGACGGUUGUUGUGUAAAUAUUGUUUGCCAUUGCCGUCGGUGCAUUGGUGAGUGUUUUUGGGUUGGAAUUUUGACUCCAAAUGACCGAAAAAAUCUUUCCAAGCCAUACCUAACCUCCUCUCUCCCCAAAAAUUAAUCAACUAUAUUUCCAGUGAUGUUCAAUAUCUCAAUACAACUCAACAUCCAACAAGCAUCGAAUGGAAUUCUCUCAUAAAACCGUUGCGAUCUCGAGAACCCGAAGGAAUGUGGAAUUUGCUUCAAAUGGUUCGAGAAAUGUUUGUUCGAUCUGAUGAUAAUGCAGUUGCACUUCUAAGAACUAUAACUGAUGAAUGUUUAUCAAAUACACAAGUUCUUUUAUGGUGGUAUAUUACGAAAUUGGCACAAUCUGGAUGUUGGACACAAUUGAACAAUGGAAAAAUAUUGAAGACACAAAUUGUUGCACAAUAUAAUUGUUCGCAACUUUGUGAUGAAGUUGUUACACUGUGGAAAUGUGUGGCAAUGAAUCCGAGAGCUAGUAGAGAUUAUAGAUCACAAGUGAGUUUUUUGGGUGAGAUUCGGAAAGAUGAAAGUCCCGAUCUCUCGAAACCUCCCAUAUUUUUCCAGCUUGCCGCAUAUAUUCAAGAUUAUCAUCGAACCGCUGUUAAUCGCCUAAAAUCACUAAUCAGUGGUGUCGCAGACGAAGCCGAACAAAAUACAACUGAUGCAACAGUUCUCAGCAAUCAUCAAACUGUUAUUGUUCUUCAAGGUCUUAUAAAUAAUGAGGAUAAACAACAUUUGAGUUCAUUAAAUAUGCGAUUCACUGUCGAUCUUUUUCCUGCAUUUUAUCCGGCUCUUCAAAUGUGUCAUUUUCUUUGUGAGCAGAAUAUCAAUUUCGGUGUUCCGAUGGAUGCAUUAUUCGAUGUGGCAGCACCGAAUUUGAAUAAAACUGUGCAGAAAAUUGCACCGCAAAAACCGAAACCAUCGUCGAAAAAGAAGAAGAAGAGGUCGAAAAAGAGUCAUGACGUGGCAGGAUCAUCGAAUUGUGAAGAUAUUGAUAAGGUUUGGAGAAUUGUUUAUGAUGAGACGAAGAAACCGGUGACAAAUCAGGAAAGCACGGAAAGUGGACAGGAGAGUGAUGUACAACCACAAAUGGUAUGUUUUUUUUUUAAAUUUUUACAUAAAAAAGUUAAAAAACAUUCACUUCAAAAUAUAUAACAACAAGUUUUUACGUGGAAUAAUUUUUCAUUUCACAAAUACGAUUUCAUCAAAAUUAUAGCACCAAAAUUGCCACGUGGCAUAAAUUAAAUUCUUGAAAACCUAGAUUUUAAUUUCAGGUUUCACAGCCACAAAGACGGAAAAAGAUGGAUUCGGUAGAUUUGGAUAUCAAUGAAGUUUUGGCUGCCGCAUUCACUCCACUUGACCCAAUUGAAGCGAAAUUUUUGAAACUCGACGCAUAUUCUACACAUGGUUAUAAAGUUGAUGCAAUCGAAUAUUCGAAACAAUUAAUCAAUUAUUUAUUGGAUAGUUUGCAAGAACAAUCGGAAUAUUUUAUGGAUGAUUCAAGUACUGAUUCGAGCAUUUCUGAACAACAAAAUGUUGAGCAAGAAGUUCGAAAAUCCAAUAAAUUGUUGGCAACUUUGGAAAAAGUUCUGUAUUUGACCAAAGUGUUGAGAGUUAGCCAACAGUUUCAUCUCAAAGUUUUUUGGUUGACACUGAAGGCGUUGAGUGUGACGAAAUAUCCAUUGGCCACAAAACAUCAGCAGAUUUUGUUGUAUUAUUUGGUGAGCAUUUUUUUUAGAAUUGAGGAGGGGUUUUUUAUUUUUAAACAUUAUCAUGAAUGUAAAAAAGUCAAGAAAUAGAAAAAAAGUAACAUUUUAUUGAAUCCGCUUCUCAAAACUCACAAAAUAAUCCACAUACAUUCCAGGACGCCGAAUUCGUUGCCAUUCUUCAACAACUCACUCUCACUGCUCAAAUCGGUUCAAUCGAAAUGGAACAGGUUCGAUCUGUCGCGAAAUCUCUGAUUGAAACAAACGCCGGAAAUAAUGGCGAUGUUCCACCAAUCGCCUUGGCUCAAUUUCUCUUCGAAACCCUUCAUCCAACUGCAGAUGAUUUACAAGUCAAUUCUCCGAAUUCGAAUCUUCGCCGCCUUCAAAAACCCAAUGAUGAUGAGCUAAGUCUUCAUGUGGUUUUGAAUCUGUUGGGAUGUAAUCCACCAUUUUCCGAAUCUCAAUAUCCGAUUCAUUGCGAAGCGAUUCGCAGGGAAAAAAUGGACCUGGCUGCAAUUCUUCUCACCAGAUUCAAAGAUUCUCACGAAAAAUUGGGAUUGAUUUUGGACAAAUUGUUGGAUCCAAGUUUACAUCAAAUGUAUUCGAAUCACUCUUCAAAUGCUGCAUAUUUUCUCGAUCGAUGUCCUGUAUAUUUGAAAUAUCAUAAGCAUCGACAACGGCCAGUUUAUCCGUAUAAAAUGGAGGAGGAUGGGAAUAUUGUGGGGCAGAUUGAGGAUGAGAUGAGAAGGAUGAAUGUUGCACCACAGGUUCCACUAGCAGCUCCAAUACCAGCAGCGGCGGCUUCAAUUGGAUCUAUGUAAGAAUUUUGAAGAAGUUUUUUGAAAAAUAGCCGAAAAGAAAACUGGCCAUAUUUUUUUUUAAAUCUGAAACGUUUCAAAAUUUGGUUCGGGAUAUUUUCAAAAAAAUCCUAAUAUUUUCCAUGAAUUUUUUGUUUUUUGAGACAAACUCUAUUAAAAAAUAAUUUCUAAAUUUUCUAUAAACUAUAAAAUCCAAUUUUCUAGAUCACGCGGAACAUCAGAUGAAGGAAUGCAAAGUUCGAGCUCUAGUGAAACUGGUUUAUCCGAAAGUUCGUAUAGAAGUAUGGUUCCACAUCAGCAACAAAAAUGGAAUCGAGAUGCGAGAAAUAAAUUCAGGUAAAUAGAUAUUUUUUGACUGGAAAUUCGAAACCACCUCGGAAUUCUCAAUUUAAGAUACUUUUCCUUAAAUAACUAGCUGUUUUCACUCCACAACCACAAAAAUUCUCAACUUCCCCAAUUCCCAGUUUUAGUUUUUGCAGACGCCGCCCAAUCCCAACCUCCUGCUCAAUAACCGAAGUCCACGUGCUGCACAUGAACGAACUCGCCAAAAAAAUUCUGAACGAAGCCGGCGGUCAACAAUCGAAUAUGUUUUCCUACGGCGGAAACGGGCUCAUUGGCUCAACGCAUCGAAAAUUGCAUCUUUGCGCAGUGCUAAUAGCCGUCUACGCAAUGGGAAUGAAUAAUCGAAUAUCGCCAAGUUGGAAUACUCGAACUUAUAAUAAUUCGGCGAGUUGGAUUGCUGGACAAGUUCAGGAUAUUGGACCGAUGUGUGUUGAAAUGAUUCGAGAGACUUGGAUUGCUCAUUUUACACCUUCCGAAGUUAUGUCGAUUUCAGACAGAGCUACACCUUCGCCAGACCCGAUUAUGAGAAAAGAAGCGGCACUUCUUGCGCUAAGUGUUACUCCAUUUGCUUAUUUAUUAAGCGACGAAGAAAUAAUCAGUGGUUUGGAGAAAUGUCGAGAUGAUAGUCGAGAAAUGUUAGCGCAGGCGCUCAACUCUAUCGAUACUCCUGAUUUCCGACAGAUGCAACGAAUUAAACCGUUGUUCACUGUGAUGCAACAUUGGCUAGAUCUCAAUGUUGAUGAAGAUUCCCCUCAAAAUCCGAUGUUUUUGAUGCAGUUUCGUGUUCCGCCACCGCCGCUUUAUCAUCAUCAGUUUUAUCAGAAUCAUCCGCCACCAAUGAUGGGUGUUCCUCCACCGCAACAGACGCAGUUUUUGAAUUUACCUGGGUGAGUGUUAUGGGGGUGGCCUAAGAAUUAUUUUCUUACGGUAAAAAUUACCGUAAGCUCUAACCGUUAGAGCCUCUAACGUAAAAACCCACAGUUACCUAAAUCAAAAUAAACCCCAAUUUUUCAGUCCCGAUGGACGACUUCACCAAAGCCACUCUGCUCCACAACUCGGAGCUGAAAUUACCAACCAAGAAGCUCCAAUUCUCGAAGAAGCUCAAACUUCUCUUCUCAAUGCUUAUAGUUAUGGAAUCCGUGCAAUGGAUUGUAUGGCAAUAUCAUUUGGCGAAGAUCGCUUAUUCUAUCUAAAAUAUGGUGAAAAUCCACCAUUUGGUGAUGAGAUCAAAAAAUUGUAUCAUGUUGCUGUCCAACUUGGCGCUCAAUAUUUGCUUAAUUUUUUGAACACAGCAGUUCGAGCUAUAAUGUCACCAUAUGUUUUGCAUCAAUACGCCAAGGAUAGUAUGAAAUUCUUCCCGCCCAAUUCAUUUCCACCGCCCGCAAUUAUUACCCAGAGGCCCAUUAUGAGCUCCUCCGGUGCGCCGGUUAAUCUACUGCAGACGACAAUUCCGCUUCCGCUUGCGGUCACCCAGAAUCCGCGAGUCUAUCAAAAUCAAUUGGUGAAAUUCUCGUCGCCCGGAAUUAUUAGUACACUUUUUGUGCAGAAUGGUUAUCAUCAAAUUACGGGGGAGCUGUUUGAAAGGACGUGUGAGCAAUAUUUGCAGGCGAUUUUGAAUAAAAUGAAUAUGCAGAGGACAAAUGAUUAUAAUGAGGUAUGUUUUAUGAAAGGGGGUUUGGUUGGGGCGAGCAAUCAAACUUCACGAUCAGAUUUUAUGUGAAAAAACUACAUAGAUUUUUUUUUAAUUUUCACACAUUUUUUUUGGGCGAGGCCUGCAAUAUAAUCCACAAAGUAUUUCACUUUUAAAAUCAUCAUUUUCAACAAAGAACUAUAAACUACGAGAAUUUGAUCUUCUGAAUUUUUGAUGAUUCUGAUAAAAAGUUCAAGUUCACAAAUUUGUCAUCAAGGUGAUUUUACCCCAAAGCUCAAAAUUGGAAAGUUUGAAUACUAAAUUAGCUUCGCUAAAAAUUAUGAAGAAACCUCAAUGAUAAAUUUGAAAAAGAAGAAGUCUUCUAGUUUUCGGAGCUGGAAAUUUCAACAUUUUAUUUUUUAUUUCUGGUUUUCAAAAGAAAAAAUUCAAAUUUUAAGCCUGACGCGAGCCCAAAAAUAUUUUGAAAAAACCUUAUAUUUUCCAGAUUUGCACUUUGAUCAGUCUAGCCUAUGAAGCUUUCAAAUGGAUUCCAUCACCAAUGAGCCCAAAUCUAUUCGAAGAUUUUGUUCGAACCUUCAAAAAACAGAAAACCUUCAAAAAAGAAAUGGCAAAUGCAAUAAACGGGAUGCUAAAUCAAUUAUGUUGA